Molecule: messenger RNA, 1568 nt
Organism: Megalops cyprinoides (Indo-Pacific tarpon)
Lineage: Eukaryota; Metazoa; Chordata; Actinopteri; Elopiformes; Megalopidae
Gene: sephs1
Product: selenophosphate synthetase 1
Exons: 9
Coding region: 292-1470 (392 amino acids)
Biological process (GO): L-selenocysteine biosynthetic process
Cellular component (GO): cytoplasm
Molecular function (GO): selenide, water dikinase activity; ATP binding
Source: RefSeq, a predicted model, not a curated record
UGCAUGCAACAGACGCUCCACUGACAUUUUCCUCUGACUGUAGCUGCCCGUGGAACUGUGCUUUGGCUAACUUUAAUGAAUGGUUUCACUAAUACAUGUGCCCUGAAAAAGCAUACGUCUCCAUGCGUUUACGAUGCACACGGCAGUAGCUUUGUGAGAGCAUAUGGGCUGAAGAUGCAGGCCUCACCCAGAGCUUUAAGGGAGCAGCUCCAAAAAUUUUAAGAUUGUGAGCUGUCGUGAAGGAGACGUCUGACCAGUGGUGGAGGCCCGAGCAGUUUUUUUCCCCCAGCCAUGUCUGUCCGGGAGUCCUUCAACCCCGAGAGCUACGAACUGGACAAGAACUUCAGGCUGACCCGCUUCACGGAGCUAAAGGGUACGGGCUGCAAGGUGCCGCAGGACGUCCUGCAGAAGCUGCUGGAGUCUCUGCAGGAGAACCACUUCCAGGAGGAUGAGCAGUUCCUGGGGGCAGUCAUGCCCAGACUGGGCAUUGGAAUGGAUACAUGUGUCAUUCCAUUGAGACACGGAGGUCUCUCGUUAGUUCAGACCACAGACUACAUUUAUCCCAUUGUGGAUGACCCCUAUAUGAUGGGCCGAAUUGCAUGUGCCAACGUACUAAGUGACCUUUAUGCCAUGGGGGUCACGGAAUGUGACAAUAUGCUGAUGCUCCUGGGAAUCAGUAAUAAAAUGUCAGAUAAGGAGAGGGACAAAGUGAUGCCUUUAAUAAUUCAGGGAUUCAAGGACGCCUCAGAAGAGGCUGGGACGUCGGUGACGGGAGGCCAGACGGUACUCAACCCCUGGAUCGUGCUGGGGGGCGUGGCCACCACGGUGUGUCAGCCCAACGAGUUCAUCAUGCCUGACAAUGCAGUACCAGGAGAUGUGCUGGUAUUAACGAAGCCCCUCGGGACCCAAGUAGCAGUCGCCGUCCACCAGUGGUUAGAUAUUCCAGAGAAAUGGAAUAAGAUCAAGCUGGUGGUGACGCAAGAGGACGUGGAGCUGGCGUAUCAGGAAGCCAUGAUGAACAUGGCGAGACUGAACAGAACGGCGGCCGGGCUGAUGCACACCUUCAACGCCCACGCGGCGACAGACAUCACGGGGUUCGGGAUCCUGGGCCAUGCCCAGAACCUGGCCCGGCAGCAGAGGAGCGAGGUGUCCUUCGUCAUCCACAACCUACCCGUGCUGGCCAAGAUGGCCGCCGUCAGCAAGGCCUGCGGGAACAUGUUCGGCCUCAUGCAUGGCACCUGUCCGGAGACCUCAGGGGGCCUACUGAUCUGCCUGCCCCGGGAGCAGGCGGCCCGCUUCUGCGCCGAGAUCAAGUCCCCCAAGUACGGCGAGGGCCACCAGGCCUGGAUCAUCGGCAUCGUGGAGAAGGGCAACCGCACGGCCCGGAUCAUCGACAAGCCGCGGAUCAUCGAGGUGGCGCCGCAGGUCGCCACGCAGAACGUCAACCCCACCCCGGGGGCCACCUCUUAGUCCCGGGAUGAGGGAGGAGCGCCCCCUUUUCAGACCGAUAUUCUAGCGCCAUCCUAGAGUAUGUACAAAACUACCAUGGUAAUGUGUACCCCCCCCCA